GAGCCUCCCCGGCAGCUGCGAAGGGCACGGCCAAGAGCCAGUGGGAGGUGAAGGCGUUCCCGCCGCGGCCAAUGGAGCGCCGACCGAGGCGGACCUGGGCCAACCGCCUGGUAACGGCCGCGUGGUUACUGGGCACCCGGUGUGAGCUCUCAAGGCUCCGCGGGUGUUCGCGCUCAGGUGUGCAGGAUGAAGAUCGAGGAGGUGAAGAGCACGACCAAGACGCAGCGCAUUGCCUCCCACAGCCACGUGAAGGGGCUAGGGCUAGACGAGAAUGGUCUGGCCAAGCAGGCGGCCUCGGGGCUCGUGGGCCAGGAGAACGCGCGUGAGGCAUGUGGUGUGAUAGUAGAAUUAAUCAAAAGCAAGAAAAUGGCUGGAAGAGCUGUCUUGUUGGCAGGACCUCCUGGAACUGGCAAGACAGCUCUAGCUCUGGCUAUUGCUCAAGAGCUGGGUAGUAAGGUCCCUUUUUGCCCGAUGGUGGGGAGUGAAGUUUACUCCACGGAGAUCAAGAAGACAGAAGUGCUGAUGGAGAACUUCCGCAGGGCCAUUGGGCUGCGGAUAAAGGAGACCAAGGAGGUCUAUGAAGGCGAGGUCACGGAGCUGACGCCUUGCGAGACGGAGAACCCGAUGGGGGGCUAUGGCAAGACUAUCAGCCACGUGGUUAUCGGGCUCAAGACGGCCAAGGGCACCAAGCAGUUGAAACUGGACCCCAGCAUUUUUGAAAGUUUGCAGAAAGAGCGAGUAGAGGCUGGCGAUGUGAUUUACAUUGAAGCCAACAGUGGGGCUGUGAAGAGGCAGGGCAGGUGCGAUACCUACGCCACAGAAUUCGACCUUGAAGCUGAGGAGUAUGUCCCCCUGCCCAAGGGGGAUGUGCACAAGAAGAAGGAAAUCAUCCAGGAUGUGACCUUGCAUGACUUGGAUGUGGCCAACGCACGGCCCCAGGGGGGACAAGAUAUCCUGUCUAUGAUGGGUCAGCUCAUGAAGCCAAAGAAGACUGAGAUCACAGAUAAACUCCGAGGGGAGAUUAACAAAGUGGUGAACAAGUACAUCGACCAGGGCGUGGCCGAGCUGGUCCCGGGGGUGCUCUUUGUUGAUGAGGUCCACAUGCUGGACAUCGAGUGCUUUACCUACUUGCACCGGGCCCUGGAGUCUUCCAUCGCCCCCAUUGUCAUCUUUGCAUCCAACCGAGGCAACUGUGUCAUCAGGGGAACGGAGGACAUCACCUCUCCUCACGGCAUCCCUCUUGACCUCCUGGACCGAGUGAUGAUCAUCCGGACCAUGCUGUACACCCCACAGGAGAUGAAACAGAUCAUUAAAAUACGAGCCCAGACAGAAGGAAUCAACAUCAGUGAGGAGGCGCUGAACCACCUUGGGGAGAUUGGUACUAAGACCACUCUGAGGUACUCGGUGCAGCUGCUGACCCCAGCCAACCUGCUGGCCAAGAUCAACGGGAAAGAUGGCAUUGAGAAGGAGCAUGUCGAGGAGAUCAGUGAGCUCUUCUAUGAUGCCAAGUCCUCGGCCAAGAUCCUGGCUGACCAGCAGGACAAGUACAUGAAGUGAGACAGCUGAGGUUACAAGGACACUGGGCAGGCUGGGCCCAAUCUGGCCUGUGGGUAGGAGGCUCGCCCCAGGUUGGGUUCUGUCCUCACUCAGGCGGGUGGCAGCAUUUUCAGUUUAGUGUGGAAGGGUUUCUUUUUAUCAUAAUUCCUGGCGUGGUUGCUUUGAAGGAACCCUGGUAUGUUUUCUAAUAAAUCCUGAUGGGUUAUUUGGAUGACA
Molecule: messenger RNA, 1773 nt
Organism: Sus scrofa (pig)
Lineage: Eukaryota; Metazoa; Chordata; Mammalia; Artiodactyla; Suidae
Gene: RUVBL1
Product: RuvB like AAA ATPase 1
Molecular function (GO): ATP binding; ATP hydrolysis activity; ATP-dependent activity, acting on DNA
Source: RefSeq, a predicted model, not a curated record